AAAGAAUCCAAACAGAAUACACACACAAUCAACUCACAAAACCCCAUUAAAACCCAAAUCAAAUACCAAAAAAUAAACACACACAAAUAACCAUAACCCAAAUACACAUCAAAAUCAUUAAAUUUAAAAUUUUGAAAUAAAAAAGAUCAUAGAAAUUUGAAAGAUCUACAACAUCUUUCUUUCAAACCAAAGAAAGAAAGAAAGCAAAUAUAUAAAAGGAAGUAGACAAACAGAAUUCUGGGUCUAAUUCUUAAGCUAUUGUUCACCGGUAAUGAGGCCGAGGAACCCAAAUCUGAGUUCUUUCAUACACCCACCUCAUGCUAGCAAUGUUUUUGUACCCGACCCGGUGGCUGACCCGUUUUGGCCACCGGGUCUGGUUCAACCGGUUGAACCGGUUCACCCGACCGGUCCAACCGGUCAACCUAAAAUCACACUUUUUUCAGUUUUUGACGAUAUGUUCGAUGAGCUGUUGCAGAUUCUGAUUUCUGCUGCUGCUUCUGCUCAGUGGAGGCAGGAAAAGAUGAGGAGCGGUGGAGGAGAUGAGGCAGAUGAGAACGCCAUGAUCGACGGAGGAGAUGAGGAGGAGGUGCUCGGCGGAGGAGAUGAAGCAAAUGAAGAUGCCGUGAUUGACGGAGGAGAUGAAGCAGAUGAGGAUGAUCUGUUGAUUUUGUUCUGUUUUACUGUGUUGCUCGGUAGAGGAGAUGAGUGAUGAGGACGAUCGGCUGGACGCUGAGUUGUGUUGCCGCCGACGGAGGUGGCUGAGAUCUGGAGCUCAUCGAUGGUUCCUUCUGUUUCUCGCUGCUUUCUUCUGUUCUGGGUUUUACAAUUUGCAGAGAGUUUUCUUUGUUUCUCCAUAAUUUCUUAUGGUUUUUUCAUCAAAUUUCUUAUGGUUUUUUCAUCAGAUCUUUUAUUAUU
This is a messenger RNA of Rubroshorea leprosula, 915 nucleotides long. NCBI's taxonomy places the organism in Eukaryota, Viridiplantae, Streptophyta, Magnoliopsida, Malvales, Dipterocarpaceae. The record is from the annotation of a GenBank genome assembly.